This is a messenger RNA of Microdochium trichocladiopsis, 1224 nucleotides long. RefSeq lists its product as uncharacterized. The coding region runs from base 1 to 1224 and encodes 407 amino acids. NCBI's taxonomy places the organism in Eukaryota, Fungi, Ascomycota, Sordariomycetes, Xylariales, Microdochiaceae. The record is from RefSeq and is a predicted model, not a curated record. The transcript has a single exon.
AUGCGUUUGACCCAGGGCCUCGUCGCCAUCGUCGCGAUUGGCCUGCUUGGUGAUGUCUUGGCAGCCGCCUGCUGCGGCAGAGAUGCCUGCGGCAGGGCUGUCCUGGCUGCGCGCGGCGCCAAGGACUCGUGCUCGUCCAGGCUUGUCGAGACAGUCACAGUAACGCCCACCGCGACUGUUGCCUUGACCAGUACCGCCCGAAGUACUAUCACGUCCGACAUUACGCUCACCCAGGUACAAUCGGACACCGAUCUGGAAACGCUCACCUCGCUGGCUACCUCCGACUUUGUCAGCACCGUGACGGACAUCCAGACCGUGGCGCUCACCUCGACCGUUGUCGCAACUGUCACGGCCACCGCGGACUCCACCGUCACUAUAACCGUCACGCCUGGUGCCCCAAACUCUUCUCAGCCACCAGUCAAGCGCGGUGGCAGUGCCUAUGGCGUCUGUGACGAUACCGCUUAUGUUAGCGCCUGCAGCUGCAUCGGUGUUCGGCCCACGACCGUCACCCAGACGGCCUCGGCCGUCACAGUCACGUCCCUGCAGACCAUUACCCAAAGCCCGGACUUCCAGACCAACACGCAGGUGUUGACGCAGACCAGCUCAGUGACCUUCUUCACCACCAUCACGGUCACCACCAGCAUCACGCAGCUCGCGACCGUCACAAACACCUUUUCAACCGUUGCCAACACGGCCACCUCGCUACAGACAAUCGUCGUGACCCCGACCGCGACCGUCACUGCCAUCGCCCCCCCGCAAUGCACCGGCGGCGGCUUCAAUCUCCUCUUCACACCAUCCGUGGGUGGACGGUAUGGCCUGGGUUACGUCAAUAGCAUUGGCGAGGGCCUCUUCCUCAUGGCCUUCCAAGGCAGUAGCCGCUUCACCGUGGAUGCCAGUGGCCAGAUUACCAACUUCUACGCCAACGACUUCCAGCCGGUCGUCAUCUACUCGUCCGCACACCCGGCCUAUUUCGAGCCCGCCUUCAAGUCUGUUCAACAAGGCUACAGCUACGCCGGGCAGCAGAUAUCCCCAGUCAACUGCGCCCUCGGCCCAGCUCCCGCUUACAACUUGCAAUGCACUGUGGAAGGGGUCAACGGAGGCCAGCCGCUCGUCGCCGCCAUAUGCCGAAAUGGCCGCUUCUACCUACACCUGCCUGGGGCGGCUGCUCCGACCGACAUGUCUUGCACAGAUAUCUCCGUCGCGGCCUCUUGUCCACAAACUUGA